UCCAUUACAUAACAUAUUGCAACACACCAUUAGUACCACCAUUACCAUUUGCCUUAGCCAUUUUCAUGUCCAAAAAGUUUAUGCUUUCUCAUAAAGCAAUAUUGUUCAUUUCCCACACAUAAAAACAGCUAUGCAUCUCACUCAACUCUGCAUCAUUCUACCUUCAGAUGCUGAUGAUGAAAUAAAGCAACUUGAUAAGGGGGUGAAACUAGUUAAGGCCAAAAAACAGCCUAAAGGGUCUUGUGGGUGUCAAUUUGUUGCAUUUUUUCAUGGUUCUUUGACAAAGUUGUAUGGGAGAGCAAGGAGAACCAAGAAGAGAAACUCUGGUGUGUUGUUUCAUGAUAUUGGUGGUGUUCAACUCAGUGCCAAGAUUGGGAGGGACAAUCCAAGGAUAUACAGCUAUGCUGAGCUUUAUAUAGGAUCAAGGGGUUUCUCUGAGGAUGAAGUUCUUGGCAGUGGAGGGUUUGGUAAAGUGUACAAGGCUGUUUUGCCAAGUGAUGGAACAGUGGUUGCUGUGAAAUGCUGCUUAGCAGGGAAAGGGAAGCAAUUGGACAAGACUUUUGCGGCGGAAUUAGCGGCGGUAGCGCACCUCCGCCACAAGAAUCUGGUUCCAUUGAGGGGUUGGUGUGUUUUCCAAGACCAGCUUUACCUGGUUUAUGAAUACAUGCCUAACCGCAGCCUUGACCGCGUCCUGUUUCGCCGGCCCGAGAAUUUGAAAGAAGAGCCUCUUGGCUGGUUCAGGCGUGUGAAAAUUGUGAAAGGUUUAGCAGCUGCAUUGUACUAUCUGCAUGAGCAAUUGGAAGCUCAAAUCAUUCAUAGAGAUGUGAAAACUAGCAAUGUUAUGCUUGAUUCUCAUUACAAUGCUCGGUUGGGUGAUUUUGGCUUAGCAAGGUGGCUGGAGCAUGAGCUUGAGUAUGAAACAAGGAAAGCACCAACCAAAUUUGACCUUUUCAGGUUGGCUGAGACAACAAGGAUUGGUGGCACAAUUGGUUAUUUACCCCCUGAAAGCUUCCAGAAAAGAAGCAUGGCUACCUCGAAAUCCGAUGUUUUCGGGUUUGGGAUAGUUGUGCUAGAAUUGGUGUCUGGAAGGAGAGCUAUAGAUCUUACCUACCCAGAUGAUCAAAUCAUUUUGCUUGAUUGGGUUAGAAGGCUUUCUGAUGAAGGGAAGCUUGUUGAUGCAGGGGGUACAAGGCUACUAGAUGGUUCCUACAAAAAAAUUGAGAUUAAGCACUAUAUUCACAUAGGUCUCUUAUGCACACUCCAUGACCCACAAUUUAGACCAAGCAUGAAGUGGAUUGUGGAUGCACUUUCUGAAAUGUCAAGCAAAUUGCCAGCACUUCCUUCAUUUUAUUCCCAUCCUAUGUAUAUUUCUCUGUCUUCCUCAUCAGACACUAGUCCAAGCAACACAAAAGGCACAGGCACAGGCACAGAAAGUUCUACCCAUCAUCAUGCUUCUUCCAAAUAUGUCACAGCCUUAGGAGAGACUAUAUAUGAAACUGCUGAAGCUGAACAAAGAAACAGUGGAACAAGCUCUUCUCAGAGUAGGAGCAUACAUCAUCAUCAUCCAUCAUUUCCUGUGGUUGAAACUCCUAGGGAGAUAUCAUACAAGGAGAUUGUUUCAGCCACUGAUAAUUUCUCAGAGUCAAGAAGGGUUGCAGAGCUAGACUUUGGAACUGCCUAUCAUGGCAUCCUUGAUGACCGCCACCAUGUCAUGGUGAAACGCCUUGGCAUGAAGACAUGCCCCGCACUGCGAAAUAGAUUCUCGAAUGAGCUGAGGAAUUUGGCGAGGCUUCGCCACAGGAAUUUGGUGCACCUUAGAGGAUGGUGCACUGAGCAAGGAGAGAUGCUUGUUGUUUAUGAUUACUCGGCAAGACUAAUCCUGAGUAACCAACUUCACCAUCAUAAAAAUGGGAGUAGAAAUGGGGGUUCUGUCCUCAAGUGGCAUCACAGGUACAGCAUAGUGAAGUCACUUGCAUCAGCACUUCUCUAUCUGCAUGAGGAAUGGGAUGAACAAGUCAUUCACAGGAACAUCACUUCUUCAGCAGUUACUCUUGACCCUGAUAUGAACCCAAGGCUAGGUAGUUUUGCUCUAGCUGAAUUUUUGGCAAGAAAUGAGCAUGGUGAUCAUGUAAUCAUUGAUAGGAGCAAAUCAGUUUGUGGUAUUUUUGGCUACAUGUCACCGGAAUAUGUGGAAUCGGGCGAGGCAACAGCUGCUGCUGAUGUUUAUAGUUUUGGUGUGGUGGUGCUUGAAGUUAUCAGUGGACACAUGGCAGUGGAUUUUAGGCAACCAGAGGUACUAUUGGUAAAGAAGGUUCAUGAAUUUGAGAUAAGAAAUAGACCAUUAGAGCAAUUAGCAGAUAUAGGCCUAAAUGGAGAGUACAAUUACAAAGAACUGAUGAGGUUGGCAAGAUUAGGAAUUGCUUGCACUCGUUCUGACCCAAAACUAAGACCAAGCACCAGAGAAAUAGUGAAAAUCCUUGAUGGCAAUGACAAAUUAAUCAUGGGGGAUAACAUGGAGAGCAGGGAAGAAUGGAGACAGAGAAAUGCUAGUUCUAUGUCACUAGUUAAGAGAAUCCAAGCUCUCGGAAUACAGUAAAAAUGUGCAGAAGAAAGUGAAGAAACAAUAUAGUCACUGAUAAUUUGUAACAUAGAGAAAGCUUUUUCUUUGUAUUUUUAUGGUUUAGCAAUUUUCUGCUUAUUGGCUACCCUUGGUUGUAUAUAACAAAGAGAAGGUUAAUAUAUUGGAUAUAUUUCUGCUAAAGCAGGACUCAUUCUAUUCUA
Molecule: messenger RNA, 2781 nt
Organism: Lotus japonicus
Lineage: Eukaryota; Viridiplantae; Streptophyta; Magnoliopsida; Fabales; Fabaceae
Product: receptor like protein kinase S.2-like
Exons: 1
Coding region: 131-2596 (821 amino acids)
Biological process (GO): protein phosphorylation
Cellular component (GO): plasma membrane
Molecular function (GO): protein kinase activity; ATP binding
Source: RefSeq, a predicted model, not a curated record